AUGUUUUCAGGAAGGAUGUUAAAAACCCUGGAGAGGAUCAGGACAAGAGAUGAAGAUGACAAAGGAUUUGCAAUCGACAAUGAGAUCCAGAGGCUGCCCCCAGAGGUGGCCAACUUCAUGCAGCUGGUGGAGCUGGAUAUCUCCCGCAACGACAUUCCAGAAAUUCCUGAAAGCAUCAAAUUCUGCAAAUCCUUGGAGAUCGCUGACUUCAGUGGGAACCCGCUCUCCAGGCUUCCCGAGGGCUUCACCCAGCUGCGGAGCCUGGGCCACCUGGCCCUGAACGACGUGUCCCUGCAGAUCCUGCCCAGCGACAUCGGGAAUUUGGCAAACCUGGUGACUCUGGAGCUGCGGGAGAACCUGCUAAAAACCCUUCCUACUUCUCUCUCAUUCCUCGUCAAGUUAGAGCAGCUGGAUCUUGGUGGCAAUGACCUGGAAGUGCUGCCGGACACGCUGGGAGCGCUGCCCAACCUGCGGGAGCUCUGGCUAGACCGGAACCAGCUCUCGGCCCUGCCCCCGGAGCUGGGCAAUCUCCGACGCUUGGUCUGCCUUGACGUGUCCGAGAACAAGCUGGAGCAGCUGCCUGGAGAGAUCAGCGGGCUGGCGGCACUGACGGACCUGCUGCUGAGCCAGAACCUGUUGGAGUGCAUUCCCGACGGCAUCGGCCAGCUGAAGCAGCUCUCCAUCCUGAAGGUGGAUCAGAAUCGGCUGACGGAGAUGAGCGAGUCGAUUGGGGACUGCGAGAACCUCUCGGAGCUCAUCCUGACAGAGAACAUGCUGACGGCCUUGCCCAAGUCCCUGGGGAAGCUGACCAAGCUGACCAACUUGAAUGCGGAUCGGAACCGGCUCACCGCGCUUCCGGCCGAGAUUGGGGGCUGCGCCAGCCUGAAUGUGCUGUCCUUGCGGGACAACCGCUUGGUGCUUCUGCCGCCCGAGCUUGCCAGCACCACCGAGUUGCAUGUCCUGGACGUGGCAGGGAACAGGCUGCAGCACUUGCCCUUUGCCCUGACUAACCUCAACCUGAAGGCCUUGUGGUUGGCGGAGAACCAGUCCCAGCCCAUGCUGAAGUUCCAGACCGAGGAUGACGAAAAGACGGGGGAGAAGGUUCUCACCUGCUACCUGCUUCCCCAGCAGCCCUCUCCCAGCCUAGAGAAUCUCCUUCAGAACAGCGUGGAUGACAGCUGGAUGGACACGAACCUGAACCGAGUCAGCGUGAUCCAGUUCCUGGAUGAGCCCAAAGCGGAUGAUGAUGAUGAGGCCGGAGCGGAGAAGAGGGGCCUGCAGCGGCGAGCGACUCCCCACCCCAGUGAACUGAAGGUCAUGAAGAAGGUGAUUGAGGUCCGGCGCAACGAGGCAUAUGCUGCAAAGCCUGAUGUGGACCUGGACUCUCCGAACUCAGAGGAGAAGAGGCUGAGCGCCACGUCCAACCACAGCGAGGACUCGCACGUCUCCAACAGCACUGCCUCUGCCGACUUCAAGGGGGAGGAAGAGAAAGAGGGGGGCAAAGGAGAUGGUUUGCACAGCAGGCAGGGUCCAGAAAUGCGAGAGCUAAACCAGAUGGCCGCUCCCAAGGCUGAGGCGGAGCAGGAGGUGGAGGAGGAGGCCGACCAGGAGGAUGACCUGGAAAUGGAGUACAAUGAGCCCACAGUGCACUUUGCUGAGGACACGCUGAUGCGGAGCGAUGAUGAGGAUGACGAUCGGCCGUUCCCAGUGGAGAAGCAGCGGCUGAUUCGCAAGGACACACCACACUACAAGAAGCACUUCAAGAUCACCAAGCUCCCCAAGCCUGAAGCCGUAGUGGCUCUGCUGCAGGGGCUGAACAGCGACGGGGUCCCCAAAGAGGAGGAGGAGGAGGAGCCGGGUGGCUGCAGUGACGGUGCAGAGCCCGAGGAGACAGAGGAAGCCUGGGACGAGGGCGAUGUCAAGAACGGAGCCGCGUCUACGCAGCCCUCGGUGAAGGGGGUGUCGUUUGAUCAAGCCAAUAAUCUGCUGAUUGAGCCUGCUCGCAUUGAGGAGGAAGAGCUAACACUGACCAUCGUGCGGCAGACGGGGGGGCUGGGCAUCAGCAUCGCGGGGGGCAAGGGCUCCACCCCCUACAAGGGCGACGACGAGGGCAUCUUCAUCUCCCGCGUGUCAGAGGAGGGCCCUGCAGCCCGGGCUGGAGUGCGCAUUGGGGACAAGCUCCUGGAGGUGAACGGCGUGGCCCUGCACUGUGCUGAGCACCACGUGGCGGUGGAGGCGCUGCGCGGCUCGGGCAGCUCGGGCUCUAUGACAGUGCUGCGGGAGCGGAUGGUGGAGCCUGAGAAUGCCAUCACGGUGACACCGCUGCGCCCCGAGGAUGACUACAGCCCGCGGGAGCGGCGGGGCGGCCUGCGCUUCCCGGACCGGCCUGAAGGCACGCCGUCUGCAGAGCGCUGCUCCACCUGCCUCGUGCGCAACGAGAAAGGGCUGGGCUUCAGCAUCGCUGGUGGCAAGGGCUCCACGCCCUACCGGGUCGGGGACACGGGGAUCUUCAUCUCGCGGAUCGCAGAGGGUGGCGCAGCCCACCGGGACGGGACCCUACGCGUGGGAGACCGUGUCAUCUCGAUCAAUGGGGUAGACAUGACAGAAGCCAGGCAUGAUCAGGCAGUAGCGCUGCUUACCGCAUCCUCCCCCACCAUCGUGCUGCUGGUAGAGCGAGAGGGUGCCGAGCAGCUCAGCGAGGGAGACUCGCCCAUGGUGCCGCGGGUGCGUGCCCACUCCCCGCCCCCGCCACCCAGCCAGGGAGACAGCCCCCCCGAGGAGACGCCUCCGCUGCCAAGGAACCACCUGCCCAAGGGCCUGGAGGACCAGUACCCCAUCGAGGAGGUCCACCUGGUCAAGGCAGGAGGCCCGCUGGGGCUCAGCAUCGUCGGGGGCAGCGACCACUCCAGUCACCCGUUCGGGAUCCAUGAACCAGGUGUCUUUAUUUCAAAGGUCAUUUCCCGGGGGCUGGCAUCUCGCAGUGGGCUGCGUGUUGGGGACAGGAUCCUGGAGGUGAAUGGCAUCGACCUGCGGCACGCGACUCACCAGGAGGCCGUGAAUGCUCUGCUCUCCAACAGCCAGGAGCUAACCAUGCUAGUGAGGCGAGACCCUCCGCCCCCCGGCAUGCAGGAAAUCUGCAUUGAGAAGGCACCUGGGGAGAAGCUGGGCAUCAGCAUACGGGGGGGAGCAAAAGGCCAUGCCGGGAACCCCUUCGAUCCAACUGACGAGGGCAUCUUCAUUUCCAAGGUGAGCUCCUCAGGGGCAGCUGCCCGGGACGGCCGGCUGAAGGUGGGGAUGCGGAUCCUGGAGGUGAACCACCAGAGCCUGCUGGGCAUGACGCACACAGAGGCCGUGCAGAUCCUACGCAGCGUGGGCGACACGCUCCUCGUCCUGGUGUGCGACGGCUUUGACCCCAAAGCUGCAGCUGCCAUUGAGAUGUCUCCGGGAAUCAUUGCCAACCCCUUUGCUGCCGGGAUCGGGCGCAAGAACAGCUUAGAGAGCAUCUCCUCCAUUGACCGUGACCUGAGCCCCGAGGAGCUGGAAAUCCUGCAGAAGGAGAUGGAGAUGGUGAGGGAGGCGACUCAGUGGGAGAGAGAAGAAAUGGAGAAAGUGAACAUCACUGGCGAGCCCCUGAGACUGGACUAUCGGACCCUUGCGGCUUUGCCCAGCAGUGGCUUGCAGAGAGUCCCCCGUGCUCAGGAAUUUGGGAGCCUGUCAGCUGCCCUUGUAGUCACCAGCCACCCAGCCCUGCUGGAGAGCUAUUUUUGUAAGUCCUGCCCUGACUCAGGGACUGGAGAAUGUGAUCCAAGCACAGGGCAGGCAGCUGGGCUGGGUGCUGACAGUCCCCGCUUCUCUGGGGAAGGCACUGCCUGGAAACCCAGAGACUCUGCCAGUGGGAGCCUGGGCUCUGCACGUUCCCGAGGAAAGCCCCCUCAGUGUGAUAGAGCCAGCUCCAGAAUGGAGAGCAGCGGCACUGGGCCGUCCCUGCCAGGGGCUCAGGACAGCCAAGACUCCAACCCAGAAACAGCCGCAGGCCUGACCCGCCCUGCCACGGGCGCACCUCAGGACCCUGCCUCACCUGACCAGCACCCCGACAGGGCCGCACCUGUCCUGCCGGGCGUGCAGGAGCUCGCGGGCGGCCCACUGCCCAGCGACCAGCAGUCAGAGACGCAGGAGUGCAUGGUCGACUCUCAGCCCAUCCUCUUCAGUGAGAACCCGUUUGUGGUGGCCAACCGGAGGGGGAAGGCGGCAGGCAAGGCCUGUCUGGGGGGCCCUCCCCUGGGCUAUGGCAGGGGGGGAGUGCUGAAGACCAACCUCUACUCCAAGGCUCCUGCAGGCGAGGCCGGGUCCGGGAGCUCCAGGCGAGAGGCCCCCUACUCCCCCAGCAGCCAGCAGUCACCUGCAGCCCCUCGGCCUGCUCACCUUGCAGGCAGGGAGACUCGCUUUGCUUCCAUCAGCUUCGCGCCAUUGCCAGAUGACAGCAAAGCGACCAAGCCGGGCGUCAUUCAGCCUCUCUCUCGGGUGCGACAGAGCGCUGCCCAGCCCAGUUCGGGGGGCAGGGACAGCCCCAACCCCUUCCAGCUGCCUGAGCUGUGCGCCGGGGUCCCCAACACUCCGCGGGCGCCCUCUCCCCCCUCUCCGGACGAGGUCCCUGUCAAUGUCAAGCAGGCAUACAAGACCUUUGCAGCAGUGCCCCUAUCCCACCCUCUCCUGGAGUCGCAGGAGUUGCAUGGUCAAACGAGCACAGAGAAAUUCAAAGCCACCCACGAGGUGCCAUCGCCUGGGGGGCUGCACAGCCCCGAGCAGCGGUCCUUCCGCGAGAGGCAGAAGUACUUUGAGAUUGAGGUGAAGCAGCAGCAGGUGGAGAAGCCCCCGAAGCGCGUCUCCCUGGUGGGGGAAGACGACCUGAAGAAGAUGAAAGAGGAGGAAGCCCGCAAACUGCAGCAGAAACGGGCCAUGCUGCUGGAGGAGGAGGAGGAGGAAGAGGACGUGGGGAAGCUAAUGCCCGAUAUGAGCAUGCAGUCCACUGUCAUCAUCGAGGGUGUGGAGUACAAGAUCGAGCGGCUGAACGGCAGGAGCCCACAGUCCCCCACAGCUCGGUUUCCCGAGGCCGCUGAGAACAGCAGCUCCCAGAGGAACUCGCUGGAGGAGGGUUUCAGGCCUGAGCAGAGGCCCAACUCCAUGUCUGGGCUUAGCCCUGUGUACCCGGGAGCUGGGGGUGAGCCGGGAGCACCCGUGCGCACAGCCAAGGCCGAGCGGCGGCACCAGGAGCGGCUGCGGAUGCAGAGCCCGGAGCUCCUGAGCAGCCAAGACAAGGAGCUGUCUCCAGCCGAGCGCCGGGCGCUGGAGGCAGAGAAACGAGCCAUGUGGAGGGCGGCCCGGAUGAAGUCCCUGGAGCAGGAUGCCCUCAAAGCGCAGAUGGUGAUUGCCAAGUCCAAGGAAGGGAAGAAGCGCAGCACCCUGGAGCAGCUGGCAGAGUCGCCUUCCCCCGCCCCCACCCCAUCGCCAACGCCUCUGGAAGAUUGCAGCCCCAGGACCGUCACCUCGCCAGGACGCCUGUCGCCUGAUGCAGCCGAUGGCCUCAGAUACGUGGAUGACGUGAACAGCUCGGUCCCCCAGGAGCAGGACGGGCAGCCAGAGGAAGAGGAGCUGUUAGUAACGCGUGACCCGUCGGCGCCCAACGCCUCCGCACUCGAAGAUGUGGCUCUGUACAGCAGCAAGCGCAAACUGCGGCACGGCCGGCGCAGCCUGGAGGCUGCCGUCCCCACAUAGAGCAUCUGGCGCCCCUGAGCAAUGGGACGGGCCGGCACCGGGCUCGCAACCUUCCUGGGCUCUGCCAACAGUGCUGGCCUGGGCCCCGCAGCUGCCCCCGGCGCGGGACGGGACCCAGGAGCCCGGCAGCAGCGUGGUUAACUGACUUCCUUGGAGGCUGUGAACGUCCCUUUGCUCUCGGCCCGCAGCGCGCUGGGGCACGGGCUGAACAAAGACAGCGCUGGAGGCGCGUGGCGCAGACAGGGCAGAAGGCAGUGGCAGUGUUAGCUGCCACUGUGCAGCGUGGGGGGGUUGUGUGGGGUGGUUUGUGGGGGGCACUAGCUAUUCUCCCCUGAGGAAGUUUUAACCGUGAAUCCAGGGCUUGCAUUGGGAGACGAAGCAGCAGGCACCACCAGCCUUUGCUCCUGUUAAGUUUUGCAUAGUUGGCAAAAAAACUCCGUCUCCCCGCCCUCCCCCCACGGACCUGUCACUGGGCCUGGGCGAGCUCGGCAUGGCCGACAGCACCGAGUGAAGCGCCGCUCUUGAAGCCUGUGCGCCCGAGGGGGAGGGCAGAGAGGGGGUGUGCUUGGGGGUGUGUGGGUGCCUCUGCCCUCAUGGGGAUGCAGCUGCUCCAUGUCACUUGCCUCUGUGAGCGCAGCCACCUGGUCCUUGCGCGCCCUCCAGCCUGUGCCCUUCUGGGUGCCAGCACCGUGUCCGGUGCAGCACGGGCAUGCACCCUGCUGUGCAAACCUGCGUGCCACUGGGCUUUGUCCGGUGUGUGGAGAGUGUGUGACUGUGCUGUGGAGAGGCCGUGAGCAGCUGUAUCGAGGGGAUAGUGUGUGCAUGUGGCUGCAGUAAGGCAGAGUAGCGGGGGGCUAGGAUGUGACAGAUAUGUGGCAUAAAAGGACCAGCAGAAGAUGAGGUUUGGGG
This is a messenger RNA of Alligator sinensis (Chinese alligator), 6681 nucleotides long. RefSeq names its product scribbled planar cell polarity protein (gene SCRIB). The transcript is spliced from 44 exons. Bases 1 to 5772 code for a protein of 1923 amino acids. Gene Ontology annotation, cellular component: postsynaptic density; postsynaptic membrane; adherens junction. Lineage: Eukaryota; Metazoa; Chordata; Crocodylia; Alligatoridae. Gene Ontology annotation, molecular function: protein binding. The record is from RefSeq and is a predicted model, not a curated record. Gene Ontology annotation, biological process: neurotransmitter receptor transport postsynaptic membrane to endosome; neurotransmitter receptor transport, endosome to postsynaptic membrane.